AAGGUGUGUGGCCUUGUGGCUGGCUCUUUCUCUGAUAGCUUUGAAGAAGAUUGUUUGUCAUACCUUUGAUUAUUGUCAGGAGAUGGAGUAUUUUCCUAAGUGUCAAGUGACAAUAUUUCUCUGUGAUGUCUGCCAUUUCUUCUUAACUUCUUUCACCUGAUCGGACCAAGCAGACAGGGGCGCACUGAGCUAUUUUUAGAGAUAGGUCAAACACGGUGACUUUUUUUUUUCACCCACAUGUCUUUCAAAAGGGGCUUUAAAGUGUCUAAAACAAGUUUCAAAAUUAGUAUUUUGCACAAGUCCGCCGUUUUUUGUCCCACCUCUUCAUUGCUGGUGUCAUUGGAAACUAGAGGCGUCUGACCAUUUCCAGUUAUGCAUUUUCCGUGCGUAACACAGGCAUGCUCCAUGCGUAAAAUCUGUAAACACGGCUGCAUUGAACUCUGAUUGCUUUCCGUACAGCCGCAAGCACAGAUUGUUCCAUUUGUUCGUGAAUCUUUUCGCCGUUUUAACUUUUCUCUAAUGAUCAUCAAAUAUAAUAAUGCCACAAAAGAAGAAAAUUACUGUUUGGGAAGCUUUGGAGGAAAUUUGCCGGACCAGUGAUGGGGAAGUCGAAGAAACUUCAGACAGCAGCUUGGAUAUUGAAGUGGAAGAAGAUGAGGAAAUGCUUCUGAGAGACCCAGUUAACGACCAUGACGAUGUUGCAGGACCAUCUGGGACACAGCAGACCCUGCCACCCGCCAUUUCAGAUGAGUCUUUAUCUUCUUCAAGUGACGAUGGUGAAAAAGAUGAGUGGCAUCAGCCGCCUUCCAAGCAGUCAGCCUCAAGACCUGGGAAGCGCAAGGUUCCAUCUGCCACCCCAAAAAAAUGGAGCAGCUUAUCCAGAUCAACAAAAAGAGGGAAAAAAGCUGCAAAGCAGUUGAAGCAGUGGGCAGAUUCGGCCUCAACCAGGAAUCGAAGACAAGCGUUGCCUGCGCCUGGAACAAGUCUUACCGGAAAAAGGUCACAGCGCAGCAAAUUGUGGACCAAUUUGCUGCGCUGUGGACCAACCCCAAAUAUGGCAGGACCGCCAAGUGGAAGGUCAACAAGCAGAGACGCGUAGAAGUGGCCGGUCUGGACGAGUCUGAACAACAGAGGGCCCUUGAAGCUCUUCGAAGAAUCUAUCCCACUGCUGGAUGUCUUAUGAAAGCGGAGUCGGACACGGACAGCGCCUCAGAAGAUGAAGACCUGCCACCGUUACUGAGUCGCUUCCGUGACACCGAGACAAAGGACUGUUCGGCAGAUGAUCUUCAAACCCGAUGUGCUGACUUUCUGAAAGACUUCAUAGUAAGUCAGCACCAGUGCGACAACCUGGAGAAAAUGACAAGGACACAGAGCCAGAGUUUACUGUGGCAGCGUCAUCGUGAGGGAAGAAUAACGGCCACAAUAGCACACGACAUCAGUACGUUGCAGGACACAACAUCACGAGAAACAUUGUUUAAUCGGGUGAUGAACCGCUCACAUAUUGACUUGUCGAGCGUUGAAGCAGUGGCGUUUGGCCGGAAAUAUGAAGACCAAGCCAAGCAGCUGUACAGCGAGUGGAUGAAAGACAGGCAUGAACAGUUUAGUUUGCAUGAAACGGGCCUGGUUGUUGACCAACAGUUUCCCUUGUUUGCUGCCACUCCCGAUGGCAUUCGCUCAUGUGUAUGUCAUGGCGAUGGACUCGUUGAAAUAAAAUGUUCUUUCAAACAUAAGGAUCUGUGUGUGAAAGACAUUCCCAAGGUUGACAAAACAUUUUAUUUAGAAAAAGACUCACUUGUGUUAAAACAGAGCCACCGCCACUACACCCAAGUUCAAUUUCAGAUGUAUGUUUGUAAAAAACUGUUCUGUGACUUUGUUGUGUUUACACACAGAGGUGUUCAUGUGCAAACAAUAAAAUAUGAUCACGCUUUUUUACAGGAACUGGUUUCAAAAUGUAUGUUUUUUGCAGUAGAUGAACUUGUGCCAGUCAUCAUCCAGCAGAAGUUUACAAGUUGAGAUUUAGUUGAUUCUAUGUUGUUGGA
Messenger RNA from Fundulus heteroclitus (mummichog), 2039 nucleotides. RefSeq lists its product as uncharacterized. The record is from RefSeq and is a predicted model, not a curated record. NCBI's taxonomy places the organism in Eukaryota, Metazoa, Chordata, Actinopteri, Cyprinodontiformes, Fundulidae. The coding region runs from base 865 to 2013 and encodes 382 amino acids. The transcript is spliced from 6 exons.